UCCGCCAGUUGGAGAUUUUGCGCCAAAACUUGAAUAGUCCAGUCGAUCAGUUCGUUCGAUUUUGGUUCAGUCAAUUUCCUCAGUGGAAAACAAAAACCGAACUCCAACCCGACCGAAUAUCCGAACCGUCUUCAUUUUUUUCCGCGGACGUGGUUGUUUGCAGGGUGGGUGGUGGGGAGGAAAUGAAGAUGAGUGUGUGAUCUCUCUUUGGGUCCGGGGUGCCGCGCGGAGGUUGGGCCCUGGACAAAGGAUCCGCCCCGUUGAGGUUUCCCUACCGCGAGAAGGUCCGCCCUGCGAGCGGCUCCCCCGACCCAGGACAGAGUGAAGGCGGCGAUAUUGACAUCAAUCAUAAGGGUCUCGUCUCGGUCUCCUGUGCGCCUGCAUGGUGGUCGGAAGGCUAGAUGAAUUGUAAAUAGCCCUAAUUACAGAAGAGAUAGCAGAUAUGCUCAGGGGACCUGCACACAUAAUCAUAAGAAAUAACAGUUUGAUUAGCAACAUUUUGCAGAGGAAGAAGGUAAUGAUGUCCCAGCAGAUUCAUUCUCGGAGAAUUGAAGGAUUAGACAAGAAUGUUUGGGUUGAAUUUACAAAACUUGCUGCUGACCAUGCGGUUGUCAACCUAGGACAAGGAUUUCCUGACUUCUCCCCUCCAAAUAUUGUAAAAGAUGCUUUCACAAGGGCCAUAAACGGUGACUUCAACCAGUAUACCAGGGCUUCUGGUCAUCCACCAUUGGUGAAGAUCUUAGCAAAGUUCUUUGGGAAAUUACUGGAACAAGACAUUGAUCCAUUCACUGAAGUGCUAGUGACAGUUGGAGCAUAUGGGGCCCUGUUCUGUUUCUUCCAGGCGCUGAUUGAUGAUGAUGAUGAAGUUAUUAUCAUUGAACCGUUCUUUGAUUGUUAUGAGUCCAUGGUGCGAAUGGCAGGCGGCCAACCUGUAUACAUCCUGCUGCGUCCAAAACCGGUAUCUGGAAGGUUGAUGACCAGUGCUGACUGGGUAUUGGAUCCUGCUGAACUAGCAAAUAAAUUUAACAAGCAUACUAAAGCAAUCGUCAUUAACACACCAAAUAACCCUCUUGGCAAGGUUUUCAACCGUGAAGAGUUGCAGAUGAUCGCAGAUCUGUGUGUGAAGCACAAUGUGUUGUGCAUUAGUGACGAGGUGUAUGAGUGGCUGGUAUAUGAUGCAAACAAGCAUGUGCGGAUUGCUAGCCUGCCAGGGAUGUGGGAGCGUACAAUCACUGUUGGAAGUGCAGGUAAAACCUUUAGUGCAACAGGAUGGAAGGUUGGCUGGGCAAUUGGACCCAAGGACAUCAUAAGGCAUUUGCAGACUGUCCAUCAGAACUCAAACUAUCAUUGUGCCACUCCAGCACAGCAAGCUGUAGCAGAAGGAUUUAUGAAAGAAUUUGGACGCUUAGGAGCACCAGACAGUUAUUUCACCAAUUUGCGUCAGGAACUGCAAUUGAAACGUGACCGGCUUGCUGCGUGCCUCAUGUCUGUGGGGCUAAAGCCAAUUGUACCAGAGGGUGGUUACUUCUUGAUUGUGGACAUCACAGGAGUCAAAGUUGAUCUGCCGGUUUCCACUGACACUGAGGAGCCACAUGAUUAUAGGUUUGUGAAGUGGCUCAUAACUAAUAAGGGCUUGGUCACAAUUCCAGUGUCUACUUUCUACUCUUCUGACCACAAAAAGGACUUUGAAAACUUUAUACGUUUUUGUUUUGUUAAGGGCCAGCUGGUCUAAUUGUGCCAAGAGGACCAACACCAGCAAGGAUAUGCCAAAUAUAUAAAGAUCCUGCCCCACUUCCAAUGAUGAAAGGGCUGUCAUGCUGGCUGGGAAAGGCCAGGACUAAACCUGUAGUGUUUGGAGGCACCAGUGAGGAAGCAACAUUGAGCUUUUCAGUUCUCGGAUGAAAAGGAAGACUCUAACUCAUUUGGCCUGUAUAAACUAUUCUGCAUCUUCACCAACGUUUUUUUCUCUUCUGAAGGCACCAAUGUCACCCAGGACUCUGCACACCAAAACAGACUGCAUUCUGAAUGCCUCUACACCAGAACCACAUGUGAGCUUGUAGUGAUGAGCAAUAACACAAGAUAUCCACCUCCUUGACUUACAUCUGAUGACAAGUUGCCUAUCAGUGCAACAGCUCUGUGCAUCUUUAAGCUCUGGCCAAAGUGUGAAAAGACGAGCUGAAAAUGUGUUGCUGGAGAAGUGCAGCAGGUCAGGCAGCAUCCAAGGAGCAGGAGAAUCAACAUUUCAGGCAUGAGCCCUUCUUCAGGAAAUGAUUUUCAGGCAUGAGCCCUUCUUCAGGAAAUGAUGCUAUGAGCAAGUGCUAAGAAAGAAAGCAAACAGCCCUAAGAUACAGUCUGGUUGAAUUUAUGAGCUGUGUACUUGUCCUUGCAUUAAAAGUGUCCUUAUAGUCUGCACCCCAAACUGUAACAUUACAGAGAACUGCAUACUAUAAGUAGUUCGGAUGAUACAAUGAGGCUAACAUGUUGGAUGUCAGUGUCUGUGGAUGUGGGGUGCAUGUGGCCACUGCCCUGGAGCAUACCUUGAGAUGUUGAUAUUGCUUAUCCAAGAUGGCAUCUCAGAGUCCCAAAUACUGAUCUGGAAUCAUCAUGUAUCCGCUGACUUCUAUGUGUCGAGAUUCUAUCUGGCAUUUAGGUAAAUAGGAACAUGCAUAUAAAUGAGGUGAGAUUUGGUGUUAAUAACAGUGCUAAUGAUUAAUAAUCCUCAUUCGUAGGUCACUCAUUGUUCCUGAGAGAGAAUGUCUCUCAACACCCAGAUUGGAAAAUGUGAUUUGUUGCUCCUGAAGUUGAGGAAAGACUUUCUAUUUCUCACAUGAUUCUCCUAGCUUUCUCAACACAUCCUACAUCAUUUUUGGCUUAGGAAAUUGAGUACAGCCGCUAUCAUCUUUUUCACUGGUCGGACACUCAUUUCACUUGUUUUUCAAGCUAAGAUAUGCUAUCUAGAUUUCUGGAGGCUAUAGGUGUUGAGGAGUACCAGGAGGGAUGGAGAAUUAGCCAUGAUCAUGUUGAAUAGUCUACUUUUCCUCCUAUUUUCUAUGUUUUCUAUGUUUCCAAUGCACAAUGGCACACUUCCUCCUUUCUAUUCGCAUUAUAAUUGUGCUUUUUUUAGCACUUCAUCCAAUCCUUGAAAAGUCUCUUUUAGUUGCAAUCAACACAUCAUCCUGAUUGGAUGAACGAUGUGGGACUGUGCCAAAAUUAUGUUGCAGCUUUGAAAGGUUUUGUAGAAGACUAUAAUUAGGAAACAUCAUUAAAUUCUGUUGACUUUGUCAAUCUGUGUUAAGCUGUGCUUAAGUCUGAGACAAAUUAAAUUUGUGGAAAUCUUGCCUUCUCCUAAUUCAAUACACAAAUAUUGACAGGUCUAUAAUGGAUCUGCUCACCCUCCAUCGGCUGAUUUGUUUUGACUAGAUAGUCUUUUUGUUAUCUCAUUGUUUCGUUGACUUGAGUAUUUUUAUACUCCGGGUUGACUAGUUAGUUUUAAUGAACAUCCUGUUUCUCUUUAGCAUCUUUUCUGUGCAAUCUGGGUUCCCAGCAUGACAAAUUGGCCUAACCUCGUAAUAUUCUGGACUUCUGUCAGGCCUAAUUCUGAGGUGUACUGUCACACCAAUUAUGCUUCCAUGACUGUCCUCAGGAAUAUUGCUGUAACUAUUAUAUUCCAACAAGCAUCUCAACUUGAAAACAUACUUCCAGUCUUUAGCUUGCAAAACACAUCCUAAACAUUACUGAUGGGUUUUUUUUGACACAUCUAAUUACUACAAUGGAGAAUUUGGGGAAUUUGACCUUGUUUUGAAAUCAUGUUUCUACCACCUCACUGAAUGUGCUGUCAUUUGUGUUUCACCGCCAAAUGCAGCAUGUUCAUGUAUUGUUGGUUUACCAACAUCUUUAUUCAAAUUGAAUGACUGCUGGUAACUGGAACCUCUUCCUCAAGUAUUUGGGAUUCAUUUCAAGAUUGUAAACUCCACCCUUGUGAUGUUGCUGCUUAUUGCAUACAAGCAGAUGUAAUAUGGCCUAUCUUUUGACAGUUAAAGUAUUUUUAUUCUUUACAGCAAUAGCAAUCACUAAUUUGCUAUCAACAGAACUCUUUUGAUCAGGUGCCCCUCUUCAGGUUUGAUGGAAGCCUCCUAGUGAA
This is a messenger RNA of Chiloscyllium plagiosum (whitespotted bambooshark), 4141 nucleotides long. Lineage: Eukaryota; Metazoa; Chordata; Chondrichthyes; Orectolobiformes; Hemiscylliidae. The record is from RefSeq and is a predicted model, not a curated record.